Messenger RNA from Acanthaster planci (crown-of-thorns starfish), 1665 nucleotides. RefSeq names its product polysaccharide biosynthesis domain containing 1 (gene pbdc1). The record is from RefSeq and is a predicted model, not a curated record. Lineage: Eukaryota; Metazoa; Echinodermata; Asteroidea; Valvatida; Acanthasteridae. Gene Ontology annotation, cellular component: cytoplasm.
AUGCAUAGGCGCGCCCAUUGUGUUCAUUCCUGAUCCUAUCCACGCUUGAACUCGAGUCAUUCGUGUGAUCGCGUACCGAGUACAACUUCAUGUUGUAGUACUUACGACUGACGCGUCAGCUCAAAGUGUCGUAGACUACCCUGUGUAUUCAACUGAAAAAAAAGAUACUACACAGUACACACUCUCGUUCACCUUGAACCUUCGACUAAAGUUUCCACCGGAUUUGGCCGCGGCCGAAACAAUGGAUUCUGAAGUUUUGAAAUCUUUGUUCGCAAAUUCGUCAAGUUAGGAUUUCAUAGUGGACACAGAAGAGGGCCCGAAGCAAGUAACGGCGCGCGGUCUUGAUAUGUAUCCAAAGCAGAAACAAAGAUGUCGCAGAGAUCCCGACUUGAGCCAAGUCUAUGGUAGGCCUAGCUCCUCACGCACGGCUCACCAUCUGACCUACAUGUAGCCCCAGGCUGGGGGCCAGUCUACUGGACUACCUUUGUACACAGAGGGGGUGGAGGGAAUGAGCGCGGCUGCCCAUGCAUUAACAAGACCAGCCGAGGAAUACGGCAAUGACGAAAACCUGGAGUUGCAGUGGGCCAUCAAAGCCUACCACCAUGCCGAAACUUACUUCAAUCUGGUCUCGUCUGUGGAUAACCGUGGCCUAAAGCUAACUCAACAAGAUGAUGAAAUCUACCAGAGCUUUAAACAGAGUUUUCCCAAUUUCAGAGUUGACAUCGUUGACCCAGAGGAGCUGAAGUCCGAGGCUUCCAAGUCGAAAUGGAGAACCUUCUGCAACAAGUUUGAAGGCGCUGUGGAGGACUUCAAUUUUGGCACAUUGCUCCGUCUUGACUGCCGGGAAGACUACUCAGAGAAGAACUCCAUAUUCGUCACAAGGAUACAGUUCUUUGCUGUCGAGAUCACCAGAAAUCGGGAAGGGCUAAACCUGGGCCUCUGGACCAAGAAACAGGAGAAGAGGAAAGACGAUGCCACUGCCGCAAAGCCUCAGACGUCAAGUUGACGAGAGGACGCUAUACAGAAAAAAACAAUUGACCUGCAACAGUGGACACCUUGCCUCCGUCUUACGACUGUAAAUGUAGACUCUAAAAGCACUGGCACCGUGAGCAUGGCAUGAAGUGUCCAAACACUACAGAGAUUUACUGCUUAUGAAGCCCUUAGCCAUAGUCCAGAUAUGAUUUAAUCAGCUCUGUGGUCUCUACACAGAAGAGUUCCCGCUGCAGUGACAGGACGGAUCCUCCAAUCCUAAUGUUGCUGUUAGCCUUUUCUCAUGUGUAUUCCAGAGUAAACUCUGUAUGUCUUUGUUAUCAGACAGUAGGGUUUCCACAUGUACAUGAACUGCAUAUUGCUACACUCUGCACUUGGAGGCAGAUGUUUGCAUGCAUGCACAGAAAAAAAAAAGACCAAGUCACAAGAUGAGUCCAGAAUUGCUGUACACCGGUACGAGUUUGAAGAUCUUUUUUUUUGCAGGGGGGGCUAGGGAAGGAGAACCUGUUAGUUUUAUGCAUCCACACUAUUUCCAAGGGAUCGCAUAAUGCAUGGAAAAAUAAGGCUGAUGUGCUUAACACGCUUACACCGUAUUCCAAUUGUAACCAGUCUUAUGGAUUUAUUUGAGCAAUAAUGGAUAUCAAUUUCUUGUGAAUAAAAUCGCCGCAAGCACUA